CGGCGCUCACGGCUGUGAGCGGUCGCUGUGCCUCGCCGUCCCCAGCCCGUACGAGAGCAGUGUCCGCAGGAGCCCCCGCGGCCCUGCGCCCUGGCCCACGGUCCCCACCAUGUCAACCUUGCUGGAGAUCAAGAGCAGCGUGCUCAGGCAGGUGCAGGUGUGCCCGUCCUUCCGCCGCAAGACAGAACAGGAGCCCGCAAGCACCAGUGCGGACCUGCAGGAGCCUGCCACAGGGGCCUGGAAACCUGGGGAUGGCGUGGAGUUCUUUGCCCACAUGCGUCUCAUCCUGAAGAAGGGGGAAGGCAGACAGGGCCUGCCGUGCCCUGAGGUCCUCUUACGCAGUGGCUCACCAGCCCCAGCUGAACCUGUGGACUCCAACCGUGGCCUGAGAGCCCUGACCCAGGAGGAGGUGGAGAUGCUGUAUGAGGAGGCCCUGUAUACAGUCCUCCACCGGGCGGGCACCAUGAGUCCUGACCAGGUGGAUGACGAAGAAGUCCUUCUGGCCUACCUUCAGCAGGUGUUUGGCACCAACCCAGAGCAGCAUGCUGAGGCCAUUGAGCGUGUGAAGAAGGCCAAGGCCCCCUCGUAUGCCCUGAAAGUUUCUGUCAUGCGUGCCAAGAACCUUCUGGCCAAAGACCCCAACGGCUUCAGCGACCCCUAUUGCAUGCUGGGCAUCUUGCCGGCCUCGGGCACCCCUCGGGAGCAGAGUGGGCAGAAGGAGCAGCGCUUCAGCUUUCGUAAGGGCAGCAAGCGCAGCGGCCCGCUGCCAGCCAAGUGCAUCCAGGUCACCGAGGUCAAGAGCAGCACUCUGAACCCCGUCUGGAAGGAGCACUUCCUGUUUGAGAUUGAGGAUGUCAGCACCGACCAGCUGCACUUGGACAUCUGGGACCACGAUGAUGAUGUGUCCCUGGCAGAAGCAUGCAGGAAGCUGAAUGAAGUAAUUGGCCUGAAGGGCAUGAGCAGGUACUUCAAGCAGAUUGUUAAGUCAGCCCGAGCGAAUGGCACGGCAGGGCCCACCGAGGACCACACGGAUGACUUCCUGGGGUGCCUCAACAUCCCAGUGCGGGAGGUGCCCGUGGCUGGAGCAGACCGCUGGUUCAAGCUGGAACCACGUUCCAGCGCCUCCCGUGUACAGGGGGAUUGUCACCUGGUCCUCAGGCUGAUCACCACACAGAGGGAUACCAUCAUGAGCCAGCGUGGGAGAUUCGGCUUCUUGUCCUACCUGUUGCUGCUCAGCCGUGUGCUGCGGUUCGAGCAUCGCGUGGAGGAGCCCAAUUCAAGCAGCUGGCAUGGCGAGCUCAGCGGGCCUGGGACCACCAUCCUCUGUCUGCACGGAGCCCAGAGCAACCUGUCCCCCUUGCAGCUGGCUGUACUGCACUGGCAAGUCAGCAGCCGCCACCAUCAGACCCGCACUCUCGACUACGGCUACCUUCUGGGGCUGCUGGAGGACAUGCAGGCACACUGGGAGGAGGCGCCCCUGCUACCCCAGGAGCAGGAGGAGAGUCUGGCCGACAGCUUCUCUGCUUUCUCUGAGUUCGGGCUGCGGCUGCUGCGCCAGCUCCGGGAUUACUUCCCUGCCACCAACAGCACAGCUGUCUACCGACUGGAGCUGCUGCUGAAGUGUCUGGACAAGCUGCAGCUCUUCCAGCCCUCCUUUGAGAUCUGCCCCUUUGAGACGGAGCUGAACAUGGACAUCGCUGCCGCCCUGAAGAGGGGCAACCGUGAGUGGUACGACAGGCUCCUGAGUGCCAAGAGUCCUCGAGAGCUGCCAGGACCACAGCGCCUGGCCGGGCUUGUCGAACUGGCAGACGUCAUCUAUGAGGACCUGCAGGCCUGCUAUGGCAUCUACGCCAGCCUUUUCCAUGGCAUCCUCAAGGUGGACUUCUUCACCCUUACUUUCCGGCAGCUGGAGCGUCUGGUGGCCGAGGAGGCAUGGGUGCUGACGGAGGAGCUGAGCCCUAAGAUGACCCUACAAGUGGCCUCGGGGCUCUUUGAGCUCUACCUGACCCUGGCUGACAUCCAGCACUUCUGGAGCUACAUCCCCGGCCGAGACAGUCGCUCCCUGGCGCUGGCCGGCAUCCACACCCCAUUCCUGCCUGCUGUGAAGCUCUGGCUGCAGGUGCUGCGGGACCAGUCCAAGUGGCGCCUUCAGGGAGCUGUGGAUGUGGACACGCUGGAGCCUGUGGAUGCCUCGUCCAGGCACAGCAGCUCUGCAGCUACUGCCAGCCUCUGCUUCAGCCACAUCCAGGAGCUCUGGGUCCGGCUGGCAUGGCCUGACCCUGCCCAGGCCCAGGGGCUGGGCACCCAGCUUAGCCAGGACCUGUGUGAGGCUGCCCUCUUCUACACUGAGCUGCUGCGGAAGAAGGUGGAUGCCCAGCCUGGGGCUGCUGGCGAGGCUGUGAGUGAGCCGCUCUGUGUGGUGCUCAACAACGUGGAGCUCCUGCGCAGGGCUUCAGGGCAGGCUCUGAGGGGCCUGGCAUGGCCCGAGGGGGCCUUGGGGCUGGACGGGGUGCUUCCCCGCCCCCUGCUCAGCUGCAUACAGGCCCUGGAGGAGGACCUGCAUCGGGAGGCCCACACUGUGACAGCACACCUGACCUCCAAGAUGGUGGCUGACAUUCGGAAGUACGUGCAACACAUCAGCCUCUCCCCUGACUCUAUUCAGAAUGAUGAGGCUGUGGCCCCACUCAUGAAGUACCUGGACGAGAAACUGGCCUUGCUGAAUGCCUCGCUGGUGAAGGAGAACCUGAGCAGGGUGCUGGAGGCCCUCUGGGAGCUGCUGCUGCAGGCCAUUCUGCAGGCGCUGGGCGCCAACAGUGAUGUCUCUGCGGACUUCUACGGGCGCUUCCACUUCACAUUGGAGGCUCUUGUCAGUUUUUUCCACGCUGAGGGCCAGGGCCUGCCCCUGGAGAGCCUGAGGGAUGGAAGCUACAAGAGGCUGGAGGAAGAGCUGCGUCUGCACAAGUGCUCCACCCGGGAAUGCAUUGAGCAGUUCUACCUGGACAAGCUCAAGCAGAGGUCGCUGGAGCAGAACCGGUUUGGCCGCCUGAGUGUCCGCUGCCAUUAUGAGGCAGCCGAGCAGCGGCUGGCCGUGGAGGUGCUGCAUGCCGCAGACCUGCUCCCCUUGGACGCCAAUGGCCUGAGCGACCCCUUCGUGAUCGUGGAACUGGGCCCACCUCAUCUCUUCCCACUGGUCCGCAGCCAGAGGACCCAGGUCAAGGCCCGGACACUGCACCCAGUGUUCGAUGAGCUCUUCCACUUUUCUGUGCCCGCAGAAGCAUGCCGCCACCGUGGGGCCUGUGUGCUGUUCACUGUCAUGGACCAUGACUGGCUGUCCACCAAUGACUUCGCUGGGGAGGCUGCCCUCAGCCUGGGCAGCGUCAGUGGCAUUGCGAGGCCCCAGGUGGGAGCGGGCUCGAGGGCUGGGCAGCCCAUCACCCUGCACCUGCGACGGCCCAGAGCCCAGGUGAGGUCAGCACUGAGGAUGCUGGAAGGUCGCACCAAUAAGGAGGCACAAGAGUUCGUCAAGAAGCUCAAGGAACUGGAGAAGUGCAUGGAGGCUGACCCCUGAACACUCCGCUGCCCCCCACAUGCCACAUUGUGCAGCCAGGCCUCACUGAGGCCCUCAACUGCCAUAGCUGACUCUAUAUGGCUUCCAUCUGCCCUGGCUAUGUCCCUGUGGUGUGUGCUAUGAACCCCUUGUGCCCCAGUACAUCCCACCCUGAACACAGGCCAACUUGGAAGGACUGGCCAGCAGCUACAUCCUGGAUGCAGAGAUCACAAUGGGCCUGGUCAUUAGGUGGGCAGCUCCCUAGGGAGGCAGGUAGCUGGUUUCAGCAGAACCUUGCUCCCCAUGGCCGUUAGGCAGUCUGGAGACACUCUAGGUAGUCAGAACUAGAAAAGACAUACUAGUAUGAGAGGGUGGGGGCCAGGGAUGCUGCUGAGUAUCCUCCAGUGCACUCACUGGUCAGCCCCCAAACAAAGAAUGGUCUGUCCCCAACUGGCAUGGUGGGCUAGGGUCCAGGCUGACCCUAGCCUGGAGGGUCCUCUCAGAGGAAGCUCUACCCUAUCUCUCCCAGAAAGAGUAAGGCCCCCACAGGUUGAGUCAAGUUUAAAGGACCCAAGCUUUGGAGGACAGUAGCUGCCAGGGCUGACAAGUAGAGGGUAGGGUGCCAGCCCUCACCCACAGAUGAACAGAGAAGUCUGUGGAAAAUCAUGUGGGGUUCCAGACCCCACCUGGCUACUGGGCCUGGCAGGAGGUAUAUGUCACCAGUGAUAGGAGGGUGACAGGGAAGUCGGGGGUUCUGCAUCAGCUGGUCAGCUGUCCUUCCCUGCAACACAUGCAUGACCACAUCACUUAUCCCAUGGCCCAGUCUCUCACAAGCAGUCCCCCAACCCCAGGCUAAGUGCAAAGAACCAGACUCACACCAGGGGCUACUUCUCAACCUGUAGUUUCA
Marmota flaviventris (yellow-bellied marmot) is the source of this 4454-nucleotide messenger RNA. RefSeq names its product BAI1 associated protein 3 (gene Baiap3). Lineage: Eukaryota; Metazoa; Chordata; Mammalia; Rodentia; Sciuridae. Gene Ontology annotation, molecular function: SNARE binding. Gene Ontology annotation, cellular component: recycling endosome membrane; secretory vesicle; late endosome membrane. The record is from RefSeq and is a predicted model, not a curated record. Gene Ontology annotation, biological process: regulation of dense core granule exocytosis; positive regulation of neurotransmitter secretion.